Thecamonas trahens ATCC 50062 is the source of this 563-nucleotide messenger RNA. RefSeq lists its product as uncharacterized. The coding region runs from base 99 to 428 and encodes 109 amino acids. The record is from RefSeq and is a predicted model, not a curated record. Lineage: Eukaryota; Apusomonadida; Apusomonadidae. Gene Ontology annotation, molecular function: RNA binding. The transcript has 2 exons.
UCACACGGAGUCCGCUGUGGACACGGGUGAAGGUAGAGGUUGAAGGUAGAAGCAGUGACCAACUAGCACCAGCACCAGUGCCAGCACUUGCAUCUAGCAUGGCUGCUUCCAGCCCGGCCGGCACCAACGGAGGCCUGCCCGCCCAUGCCAUUGGUGUGACCACACAGGGUAAGGUCAAGUUGUAUGUGGGAUACGGCGCAAAGGUGCUUGCAGAGGGUCCAAUGCUUGAAAUCCGUGCUCGCGGACGGGCUGUGCCCAAGGCUGUCUCGGUUGCUGAGGCACUCAAACGGAAGAUACCGGGCCUGCAUCAGGUCUCCACCAUUGAGUCGCACAACGAUCAUCCGGCCAUGAUCAUCGUUCUGUCGAAGGACCCGCCUCUGGGCGCUCCUGAUCUGAUCGGCUAUCAGCACUCAGCUGACAAUGUGUGACAACUACCUACCGAGUGUCGCACGGGCUUCCUGCAGACUCCUGGAACUCUAGGCGCAAGCUUCCCUGUGAGCCUCGUCGCACGCAUGAUGCGUUUGGACUUGGGGCCUGACCUUGGGUAAAAGUCAGGACACGGA